Messenger RNA from Yamadazyma tenuis ATCC 10573, 446 nucleotides. RefSeq lists its product as uncharacterized. Gene Ontology annotation, cellular component: endoplasmic reticulum membrane. Gene Ontology annotation, biological process: protein insertion into ER membrane. The record is from RefSeq and is a predicted model, not a curated record. Gene Ontology annotation, molecular function: protein folding chaperone. NCBI's taxonomy places the organism in Eukaryota, Fungi, Ascomycota, Pichiomycetes, Serinales, Debaryomycetaceae.
CGAAAAACUUAUCGACGAAAAAACUCCACUCCACAAUUAUGUCCAAAGUAAGAGAAGACAAAGUGGUUCCUUACCACCAUUUCCCAGCAAAACCUCGGGGUGAAGCUUCUUCCAUGAUUUCCCAAUCGUUGCCUAUGGCCGCUAUGUUCAUGAGAAACAAAAUGUUAUCCUGGGCAGCGGUGUUUUUGGCAGUACAAUCUUACUUGAAUGAACCAACGAACAAGCCUUCCUCGGGCGAUGAAGCUGCAACUCAACCUCCUUUGUUGAGAGUUGUUCUUGCUAUUUUCUCCUUGGGUACUUGCUACUUAGACCUUCUUUUCCCAGCGGUGAACCCACAAUUGAGGGCUGCGCAGGCUGCUGCUGCUGCUGCCACUGCUGCUGCCACCGCUUAAGCUAAUGUAAUUCAAUCAAUUAAAAUAACUAAUAAUACAAGAUUUUGUGCCAUC